Talaromyces marneffei is the source of this 7137-nucleotide messenger RNA. RefSeq lists its product as uncharacterized. The transcript has 16 exons. Gene Ontology annotation, cellular component: fungal-type cell wall. Gene Ontology annotation, molecular function: alpha-1,3-glucan synthase activity. Lineage: Eukaryota; Fungi; Ascomycota; Eurotiomycetes; Eurotiales; Trichocomaceae. The record is from RefSeq and is a predicted model, not a curated record. Gene Ontology annotation, biological process: fungal-type cell wall (1->3)-alpha-glucan biosynthetic process. Bases 1 to 7137 code for a protein of 2378 amino acids.
AUGAAGUUAUCAUCUCUCAUUCUCAAUGACUUUUUGCUUCUAUUCUCGAAUAUCCAGCUCACGGUAGCUCUAGCCUAUACACCAGACCAAGUAGGAUUCAACCUCAAUGAGAAUAAGACUGCGACCAACCCUCUCGACUACUGGGGUCAAUGGCAGGACCAUGAAUAUCACCCCUCUCCGAGCAAUUGGCGAAUGCCAUUCUAUACAGUGUUCCUUGAUAGAUUUGCAAAUGGCGACCCGUCAAAUGAUGAUGCCAACGGGACACAAUGGGAGCAUGAUAUAUUAUCAAAUCAGUUGAGGAACGGAGGCGAUGUUCGUGGUUUGAUGGAUAGUUUUGAUUAUUUGCAAGGGAUGGGAAUCAAGGGACUUUAUAUAGCCGAUUUGACGUUGCUGGACCGUCAUCUGGGCUCAAUUGAUGACUGGCGGUCAAUGAUUGAAGAGGCACAUAGACGGGGGAUGUAUGUUGUCAUGGAAAAUACUAUGGCGACGAUGGGAGACCUUAUAGGCUUUGAAGGUCAUUUGAAUAAUUCAGCACUGUUUAAUUCACACGGCUACAACUAUGUGUGGAAAACUUCACGUCGAUAUCAUGACUUUCAACCUGGCAACGAGUGGCUGGAUGAUUGUGAAUGGGAAUAUCCAAGGUUCUGGGAUGAUUCUGGUCAAGGUGUCAUCGAGACAAACCUGACCAGAGGCUGCCAGAACAGUGAAUUUGAUCAGUAUGGUGAAGUUUCCUCGUUCGGCGAUUAUCCAGAGUGGGAGCGUCAAAUCACGAAAUUCGCUUUUGUCCAAGACCGUCUCCGGGAAUGGCGACCUGACGUGAGGCGAAAGCUAGAGCUCUUCUCUUGCAUCACCAUAGCAAUGCUCGAUGUUGAUGGUUUUCGGAUCGAUAAAGCUUUGCAGGUAACACUUGAUGCUCAAGGAGAUUGGUCGAAUUCCAUACGUCAAUGUGCUCGUCGCUUUAAUAAGCACAACUUCUUCAUCCCGGGAGAAAUAGUUUCUGGGAAUGCCUUUGGCGCUUUGUACAUUGGUAGAGGACAACAGACCAAUCAAACCAUGGAUAACAUGACAGAAAUCAUUACGAUGGCGAACUCUUCCAUUCCUGGUCUUCAUCUGCGGUCCUCGGACAAGGUGGCUUUGGACGCUGCAGCCUUCCACUAUACAGUGUACAGAGCACUCACUAGAUUCUUAGGUAUGGACGGUGUUUACGAGGCUGCAGGCGAUCCUCCCACCAAUUUUGUGGAGCUAUGGGAUACUUUGGUGCAAACGAACGAUAUGACCAACACGAAUACUGGAGAAUUUGACCCUCGACAUCUAUACGGACUCUCAAAUCAGGAUGUUUUCCGGUGGCCGUCCAUUACCAACGGUGUUGAAAGGCAGCUACUCGGGCUGUAUAUAGUCUCAUUGUUAUUCCCAGGGAUACCCGCAUUGGUAUGGGGUGAAGAACAAGCAUUCUAUAUCCUGGACAAUACGAAUUCGAACUACGUUUUCGGUCGUUCGCCCAUGACUUCUUCGUUAGCAUGGCAAUUACAUGGCUGCUAUAAAGUUGGCUCGGUCAAAUACAGCGACUUUCCAACGGACAGUGCCUUACGCGGUUGUAUGGAUGAUAGCGUCAGUCUUGACCACCGUGAUCCCACGCAUCCCGUUCGGGGACUUUUGAAAACAAUGCAUGAAAUACGCCAGAACUAUCCCGUACUCAAUGACGGCUUCUAUCUGCAACAGCUGUCGAAUAUGACCCAUGAUAUCCACCUGCCGGGCAGCAAUGGCACGCGCACUGAGACUGGUUUGUGGAGCAUUCUCCGCUCACGCUUCGCGCCUACCCAGGACUUUACAGGACAGGCACAGGGAAACCAGAGUGUGUGGCUGGUUUAUCACAACGAUGACAUGGCAGUCAAUUAUCAGUUUAAUUGCUCUGACGAGCAACAGGCGUUGGUGUCUCCCUUUGAUUCUGGUACAACGGUAAAGAAUCUGUUGCCCCCUUUCGAAGAAUACACCCUUCAGCCAAGCGUUCAUAAAUUAGGAUUGGACGGUUCUACGGGUUUCAAUGGAUGUCUGUCCAACCUGACACUGCCUGCUUAUAGCUUCAAAGCAUUCGUACCCAAAAGUGCAUUCGUCGCUCCAUCACCGUAUAUCACAAAGUUCGAACCUGGCCAUGAUGCCCGUCUACUCUCAAUUGACACGACAGGCGAGCGGGUACCGAUUAGCUUCAGUUUCUCGGAAGAGAUGGACUGCGAUAGCAUCACGGCUGGGCUUUCUGUUACGUCAACUGCUCUUAAUGGAGAAGCUGCUCGGUUUGAUAACAGCUCAAUAUCUUGCAAUUUACUGCCCGAAAGACAGCAAACUAUUUAUCAGGGUACCUUUGAAGGUGUCUUCAAUUACUCAAUUGAGCUUGAGAAUGUUUUUCAUGGUAUUCAUGAAAUAGUCCUGAAUAAUGUCACCAACAGAGAUCAGAAUCGCACCACCAAUUCUGUGGACCAUUUCAUGAUACGCAUAGGAUCUCAGGAAAACCCUAUGGUAUGGCCUAAUCAAGCGAAUUACAGCAGAAGUCUUCUAUACGCUGAUGACGCAAAUGAUGGCUCCCUUUGGGUCUCUCAUAAGGCAUCAGGUGCCGAUCAAUGGCGGUAUUCCCUAGACUUUGGUUCGUCAUAUACUCCUUGGAUGCCUUAUAUGGGCGCCAACGUCUCAAUUGCUCCAAAGAGUUGGUCAGGAACCAAGUUACAGGCCUGGCAGGGUGAACAUAUAAUAGCUCAGUACUGGAAUAGAGUGGCUGGAAGCAGCAAUCACUACCAACAUGGAGAUCUUGACUGGGACAAUAAGCCACCGCGGCGUUUCCCUCAUCUUUGGAUUCAAGGAGACUUCAAUCAGUUUGGAUAUGAUUCCGGGUACCCGAGUCAAAUGCAUCUUCACAAUUCCAGUGGUCGAUGGGAGUAUAACCUGAUGACUGAAUGGCCAACUCAACUAUCACUGAAUGCUUGGGGUGUAAAUGAAGAUGGACAUCCUGAUAUCACUCAAGUCUAUGGUGAUAUUGAUGGAGAUAUGAUUUUGGAUAGAAUUCCUCCAAUUACAUUGAUGAACAACGUCAUCAAUGUCACUGAGCCUCCUUCAUGGCCAUUUUUGUCUUGGAAACUAUCGCUCGACGACGGCAACCUCAAGAUAGACCUCUCUCCUCAUGGGUCGCAAAAGACACAAAUUGCUAUAUUUGUUCUUCUUGGGAUUUGUCCAGUGGUAACGGCCGUUCUGGCAGUUUGGAUAUACUUCAAAGUAUUUUACCAAGUCAAACGCAUCGUUUUUGGAGUUACGCAGCGGAAUUUCCGCUCACAUGCUCAACAAUUGACAGAUGAUAGUGCAACUGACGUUUCAUCAAGCAUAGAUGACAAUGGAUCCAACUUUGUGAAUAUGCUGAGAAGAAAUAUCAAUCGAUCACCUUCACCCCGACCUUCAGCUCACAACCAAGCCUUGAAUGCGGAUGCCGGUGACUCACGUAGAACCGUUCUCAUUGCAACAAUGGAAUACGAUAUCGAGGACUGGGCCAUCAAGAUUAAGAUAGGUGGUCUUGGUGUCAUGGCUCAGCUGAUGGGCGCAAAUCUCGGCCAUCAAAACCUCAUCUGGGUGGUUCCCUGCGUCGGGGGUGUUGAUUAUCCUGUGGAUGAAGUAGCGGAGCCCAUGAAGAUUAAGGUCUUGGAUCAGUCAUUCCUGGUGCACGUCCAGUAUCACCAUCUCCGGAAUAUCACAUAUGUCCUACUAGACGCCCCAAUUUUUAGGGCUCAGUCCAAGUCCGAGCCUUAUCCAGCUCGCAUGGACGAUCUGGAUUCCGCCAUUUAUUACUCCGCGUGGAACUCCUGCAUUGCGGAGACUCUACAGCGAUUUCCAGUGGACCUUUACCAUAUAAAUGAUUACCAUGGUGCAGUUGCGCAACUCCACCUACUCCCCAGAACAAUUCCUUGCUGCUUGUCUCUCCAUAAUGCAGAAUUCCAAGGCCUUUGGCCGAUGAGGACUUCCCAAGAAUGUGAAGAGAUCUCACAAAUCUUUAAUUUAGAUCCUGUUGUUGUCAAAAAAUAUGUGCAGUUCGGCGACGUCUUCAACCUUCUGCAUGCAGCAGCUACUUAUUUACAGAUUCACCAAAAUGGCUUUGGGGCCGUUGGGGUGUCGAGAAAAUAUGGGAAAAGGUCCUGGGCCAGGUAUCCUAUAUUCUGGGGUCUAAGAGAGAUAGGUUCUUUGCCCAACCCAGAUCCUUCAGAUACAGCAGAAUAUAAUCAGGAUUCCCAAGCAACAGACGCGGAGGUUGAUCCAGCGUUUGAAGCAAUGCGUUCAGACAUGAAAAGCGAGGCCCAAAAAUGGGCAGGCCUGGAGCAAAACCCUAACGCCGAGCUUUUCGUUUUCGUUGGAAGAUGGUCCAUGCAGAAAGGAAUCGAUCUCAUUGCCGACGUCUUCCCUUCCAUUAUGGAAAAUUCUCCUACAACACAACUCAUUUGUGUUGGACCUGUGAUCGACUUGUAUGGUCGAUUUGCGGCUAUCAAGUUGAGCAAGAUGAUGGACAUGUAUCCCGGGAGGGUCUUUUCCAAGCCGCAAUUUACUGCUCUACCGCCGUACAUUUUCAGUGGUGCUGACUUUGCAUUGAUACCUUCACGAGACGAGCCGUUCGGACUUGUGGCUGUGGAAUUCGGUAGGAAAGGCACCCUUGGGGUUGGGUCAAGAGUUGGUGGUUUAGGGCAAAUGCCAGGGUGGUGGUACACCAUUGAAUCAAUGACAUCGAAACACCUCAAUCGCCAGUUCAAACAAGCUAUAUACGAAGCAUUGAACUCAAAUACAUCAGAUCGAGCCAUCAUGCGUGCUUGGUCAAGGAGGCAGCGGUUUCCAGUGGCACACUGGAUCGAAAAUCUAGAGACUCUGUACGUAAGCUCAAUUGCCAAACACCGCAAGCACUCGAAGCAAGAGAAUCCUUCCAGGACAAACUCCAUGGUACGAAUGAGUUUCUCGACGAUUAGCAGAUCCAGUAUGCAGACACCUGUUCAACCGAUGGAAUUUUUAAGACAAAUCGGUCAUUACAGAGGGUCUGCUUCACAAAGACCAGAACCUCACAGGAGGGCAACCUCGCAGGCCAUCAGUUUAUUUAGUAUUGAGCAUGGAAACUCGUCAACUGAGGAGAGCAGUUCUCAGUCGGCAGAUGGUCAUGCAAGCAUUGAUCAGCAAUGGCCUCUACAAGUGCCACGUUCCAUGACAUACCCAUCUUCCGAAACCUCAGAAAUACCCCCUACUACACGAAAAGGUGGAAAUGAGUCAUCCCGAAACAGUACAGCACCCAGCAUAGAAGGAAAUGGUUUCCAAAGCACCUCAGUCUUCGACCAGAUCAGUGCAGUGCCCGAAGAUGCCAUGAGUAGCGGUCAUCUUUCAUUGCGUGAUCAAAACCGGAAUUCUUCAAAUCUGAGUCUACUGAGCGUCGAUAACAUCAUUCGCGAGGACCGAACAUUCAACUUACAAAAAGUGAAUCCAUUCUUCACCGAUUCCUCGGGGAGAUAUGCCCAGAGAUUCGAAAAGCGGCUUAAACAUCUCAAUUUCAAGAAUUCUGAAGAUCAGCUUUGCAUUGAGCAGUUUCUGUCAAAGAGUGAAAAGGAAUGGUUUAAGAUGUAUCGUGAUAUCAAACUCGGUCGAAGCCCCAGUCCCAGUCGUGCAGCAACGCCUGUAUUGUCGACAAUUGCUCAUAUCACGUCAUCAGACGAGAGGACUGGUGGUGGUAUCCCGACUGACACGGAGAAACCCUUAGAAGGGGCCAAUAUAUCGGAGGAAGAGCUCAAACUUCCAGAGGGAUAUGUUCCGCCUUCUGGGUUGAAAAGGUUUAUGCUAUGUCGAAUUGGUGAUUGGCCAAUUUAUUCGAUACUCCUCUCCUUCGGCCAAAUCAUAGCAGCGAACUCGUAUCAAAUUACACUUCUCAAUGGGGAAGUCGGAGAGCCGGCCGAGAAAUUAUACCUGAUUGCUACUAUCUAUCUUAUUUUCUCAAUCGUGUGGUGGAUAGUGUUUCGCUCAUUUCGGUCAAUCUUUGUCUUGUCUGUGCCAUUUUUGCUCUAUGGACUCGCAUUUGCAUUCAUUGGUAUUUCGCCAUUCGUGACUGUCUCAACCAGUCGUUGGUGGAUCCAAAAUGUAGCCACGGGCCUUUAUUCAGCAGCUUCUUCUAGCGGAUCCAUAUAUUUUGCACUCAAUUUUGGAGAUGAAGGCAACACUUCUGUCGGAUCAUGGGUAUACCGAGCCUGUAUCAUUCAGGGAACACAACAGAUCUAUGUCUCUUUCCUUUGGUAUUGGGGCAGUAGACUAGCUGCUGAGUCUCAAGCAGGGGUCACAAGAAAUAGUUUGGCCGAUUCUCAUCCAAUAUUACUUACUGGCGUUGGAUUGGGAAUCGCAUUCAUAAUGUGGAUAGUGGGCACAGUCAUAUUCUUAGGGUUACCCGAUUACUAUGCCCAGUCUCCUGGCAAAGUCCCGGCGUUUUACAAAUCACUUCCACGGCGGAAGAUCGUUCUGUGGUUCUUCUACGCAGUCUUCAUCCAAAACUACUGGCUCUCAGCCCCCUAUGGCCGCAACUGGCUCUACCUCUGGUCCAGCCAACACGCACACUCCUGGAUGAUCACAGUAAUGGUCGUUAUCUUCUUCAUCGGUAUCUGGGCCAUUGUGUUGUGGAUAUUGGGUAUCCUCUCAAAACGUCAUGCAUGGUUUGUGCCUAUAUUUGCUAUUGGACUUGGUGCACCGAGAUGGUGUCAAAUGCUUUGGUCGACUUCGAAUAUUGGGACGUAUGUCCCCUGGGCUGGGAGCGCAGUAGCUAGUACGCUUGUUGGAAGGGGGUUGUGGUUAUGGCUUGGUGUGCUGGAUGCGUUGCAGGGCGUUGGAUUCGGCAUGAUCCUCCUCAACACACUAACCCGCCUCCACAUCGCAUUCACUCUCCUGGCAGCCCAAGUCAUAGGGUCCAUAGGCACAAUUCUUGCUCGCGCCACUGCACCCGACAGCACGGGUCCAGGCGACGUCUUCCCCGACUUUUCGGCUGGUGUUCACGACGCCCUCUCCAAGGGAGACUUCUGGGUUUGCCUGUUGUUUUUGUUAUCCAUCAAUGUGCUCUGCUUCUUGUUCUUCCGGAAGGAGCAGUUGCAGAAGCCGUGA